Siniperca chuatsi (mandarin fish) is the source of this 4112-nucleotide messenger RNA. It is a transcript of the gene ccnt2a, whose product is annotated as cyclin T2a. Gene Ontology annotation, molecular function: cyclin-dependent protein serine/threonine kinase activator activity. The record is from RefSeq and is a predicted model, not a curated record. NCBI's taxonomy places the organism in Eukaryota, Metazoa, Chordata, Actinopteri, Centrarchiformes, Sinipercidae. Gene Ontology annotation, biological process: positive regulation of DNA-templated transcription, elongation; regulation of transcription by RNA polymerase II. The coding region runs from base 16 to 2286 and encodes 756 amino acids. Gene Ontology annotation, cellular component: cyclin/CDK positive transcription elongation factor complex; nucleus. The transcript has 9 exons.
AAUCGCAGUCACACCAUGGUCUCACCAUCGAAGAAGUCGUGGUUUCCUGUGCAAUACCGACGUCACAUCCGCUUUCUCGAUGCCCAACGUUGGAGAGCAAUGGCGGCGUGCCGGGGAUCUUCGUCGAAAUGGUUCUUCACCCGGGAGCAGCUCGAAAAUACGCCGUCCCGCCGAUGUGGAGUAGAACCAGACCGGGAGCUCUCCUACCGGCAACAAGCGGCGAAUCUGAUCCAAGAUAUGGGUCAGAGACUCAACGUCUCUCAAUUAACAAUAAAUACAGCCAUUGUUUACAUGCAUAGAUUUUAUAUGCACCACUCUUUCACCAAAUUCCAUAGGAAUAUAAUCUCUCCAACCACCUUAUUCUUGGCCGCAAAAGUGGAAGAACAACCUCGGAAACUCGAACAUGUGAUCAAAGUUGCACAUGCUUGCCUAAAUCCCCAAGAACCGCCUCUAGACACAAAAAGCAAUGCAUACCUCCAGCAAGCUCAAGAGCUGGUGAUACUUGAAUCCAUAGUGCUGCAAACCCUGGGCUUUGAAAUUACUAUUGAUCACCCACACACUGAUGUGGUGAAAUGUUCCCAGCUAGUGCGAGCAAGCAAGGAUCUGGCACAGACUUCCUAUUUCAUGGCUACCAACAGUCUACACCUCACUACCUUCUGCCUCCAGUACAAGCCCACGGUGAUCUCCUGUGUGUGCAUCCACCUGGCGUGUAAAUGGUCCAACUGGGAGAUCCCAGUUUCCACUGAUGGAAAACACUGGUGGGAGUACGUGGACAACUCUGUCACUCUUGAACUGCUUGAUGAGUUGACCCAUGAGUUUCUGCAGAUUUUGGAGAAGACGCCCAGCCGGUUAAAGAGGAUACGCAACUGGAGGGCAACACAAGCUGCCAAAAAGCCCAAGACUGAGGGCGCUCAGUUGACAGACAACUCCUUUGCUGGGCCUUCCAUGCUCCAAGAUCAAGCUGAUGCCUCACUCGCUGGAGUCUCCUCCAACCCAAGUUUUUCCAAAGCAGGUGCCGCCUUCACUGUGCCCAUGCCUGGCCAGUCCGGAGGUGCACCCCUGUCUCUGGACACCUUGGCUGGCACAUACAAUCCAGCUAGCCACAGCGAGUGGCCCCAGGGCAAUCAGAGCCUAGCAGGGUACCCUUCCACCUGUUUAAGGCAGGACCCUCUCAGCAUCCCUCACCAAGAGCCCACACUGUCCUUGCAGACCUCCACUUCCUCUUUGCUUCAGCAUCCUCCAGUAUACAGGACUGAGAAAACAGUAGACUUCAACCUUGUCAAACAGGAACCAAAAGGAGCUGGUGGGAGCGGAGUGGGCAAGCAUCAGCCACCACCUCAGUCUGCCUAUUUAGUUCAGCCUCCUCCACCACAACCUUCUUCAGCUCAGAAGCUGUCUCUGGACAAAUACAGAGAGAAACAUGCUGCAGAGUUGGCUGUCUCUGGGCAGAAACGUAGUCAGGAACAGCAUGGAGGAGUAUUGGAUUGCGAUGUGAGGGGGGAUAUGUCGUCUUCCUCCUCUUCUACCUAUGCACCAUCCUCUACGGGCCAAGUAGACCACAGAAAACAUUCACAGCCCCACCAAUCAUCCCAUGGCGGUGGUGGCAGCACCACUGCCUCCCCAAUGAAAAUGAAAGUCCCCUCCUCAACUUCAGGGCAAGAUAGACGUCAUCACGGUGACAAACGGGACAAAGGCUCGCUUAAACUCCGCCUUGCUGUUCCUGGGUCUGGUGGCAGCUCCCAGCUGGAUAAAAGUGGACAACCAAAUAAAGAUGAGCUUAAGAUGAAGAUAAAAGUUUCAUCAUCAGAACGCCACAGCUCAUCAGAUGAAGGCAUGGCGUCCAACAACAACAAGAGUAAACAUUCCAGUCCUCUGGUGAGCAAGGAGAAACAACAUUAUGGAGCAGAUCACAACCUCCAUCGCCACCACAAGCACAGUCACCCUCAUCCACACACACACAGCGGGAAUGGACGAGGAGGCCCAGAGGGCCCAGGUGGUGGGGGAAGCCUUCUAAGAUGUCCUCCAGGACUGGUCAGCAUGGAAGGGACUACGCUUGCUCCUCCCGGAUCCACCUCUUUGUCGUCAUCGCGCAAGAGGGCGUACCCCGAGGCCAGCCAGAACCACCACCCUUCCUCCUCAUUCUCCACUUCUUGCUCCAAAGUGAGCAAAAUCUCCAAGAGUGGCACUGGUGCUGCAGGUACUACAUCUUUAUCUUUCCCCUUUUUUCCUCCUUGCCCCUCUCCUGUACUGCAGUGUGUCUCGUCUGGCUUGCAGCUCUAUGGCUAACCUCCUCCCCCCUCCUCCUUCUCCUCCUUAUUCUUGUUUCUCCUCCUCCCCUCCUGUCACACCCAGGUGGGCUGCGGACCUCUCAGCAGUACCCUCCUCCUAGUGAAUCGCCACAUGAAGUGGGAGAGCAGAGACACUGAGUCCAGCACUCUGCAGCCAUGGCCAGCACAUGGAAAUGGCAACAAGACUAUGCUCACCUCCCUGUUAAGUGCCCUAGGAAAAUAACUCUUUAUGUGAUGAUAAACCCUUUACUGAAAGGCAGAAAAACGUAUCUGCAAAAAAAAUGAAAAGUAUUGUUGGACAUCUCAAUUUCUGAGAGACAAAGAUGAAAAAUUAUGCUUCCUGACUGUCAGAUAUCUCGGCUGUGAUGCUCAGCCCUGUCUUUCUGUUAGUGUGUUGAACUGCUGCUUGGUUCUCCUUCCUCCUCAGAUGAGUCUAGGAAUGUGCAAAGGUAGGUGGGUGUAGGGGGUCCUUCUCUACAUUUCAGAUCUCCAUAUGGGAAAACAAAAGUAUUAGUAAGUACUAUAAAAGGCAUGGAAGGUGCACUUUCUUCAUUUUCCUCCUAUUUUUUUUAACAAGUAAUUUAAUUGAAUCACAUUUCUGCGGUUGUAUGGAGGAAGCCAGUGGCCAGCUGGAGAUGAGUUCAAGUUAUGUUUGCUGGCAAUCCAUCUAGUACUGUUAAUGGAUGCAAUUUUUUUUAGGUGUAAAGUUUCAUCUCCUCAAUUACUUUCUUGUCUUGAUUUCUUUUUAUACUUAAGUACUGUGCGUAUGAUUUGCAUGUUUCAAUCAUCAAAGGGAUUUAAAAGGAGAAUGCGUACUUGCUGUUUACAGAAAGUGGAGAUAAAUGUUCAUACGUUUUUGUAUGUUUAAAGAAAAAAAAAGCUAUACCAUGACUACUCAGGUUUGGAGCUGUUUGUAAGUAUAACAAGAUAACUAUAAUACCUAUAAAGACUUAUUUUGUUGACCAACGGAUUGGGCAUCAUCGGGUGAAUGAUUGCAGCCUUCCACUGGUGUGUGCUUCUGACAGCCUUCUAACAGAGGGUGCUGUACUGUGCUUUUCCAUUACAGGAAAUAUCACUUAAUGCCCUCACUAACACAGGCACAUCCAACACCUACUUAUCACAUCAGAGCGAUGCAAUUUGUACCAAAAAUUAUUUUUUGGACCUCUUAAGUAGACCUUAAGCUGAAUGCCAAAGGUUGUGCCUCAAAAAGAAAAAAACUGACAAACAGUAGUAGUGUGUUAUUAAAGUUUACUUAACCCUUUUUACUUUGAAGUGCAUCAGACAUAAUUUCAGCUGUAGCCCUUAGAUGUCAGCCCACGAAGGGGAUACAUUAAGGUUCAAUCAACCAUUAAUAGUGUACUAUUCAGAAAUAAAACCCUUGCUGGCUCAGUUCCAUCCCAGCAACAGUUGUCAUAACAGUGACCAAUUGUCCAUAUGCAACAUGACCUGCUGGAUAUUUUUGUAAAACUCAGUAUCUGCAAUGUGGACAUGCCUAAUAGGUUUUGUCGCGGAUACCCUCAUACAAUUGGUUAAAUUUACAUUUACAGCCAUGCACCUGUCUGGACACAUCGGUUUCAUACAUUAAACUCUAUAUUGUUCUCCGAUCUUGACAUGAUACUUCCCUCUGUUCUUAACUAGGUUACUCAUUUAUUUUAAAGUGCAAAAUUCCCAAUAAGCCUGAGGCUAGAUUGGUUGUACCCUCGUUAGGGAUUUACAGUUGGGCACACAGAACAAAAGCCAUUGUGGACAAAUUUGCAUAAGCCACUCUUUACAUCCAUUUUUCUUUUCAUUUCAUAUUAUGAAUAAACUUCAAAGUUGCCACUA